Molecule: messenger RNA, 2849 nt
Organism: Phyllopteryx taeniolatus (common seadragon)
Lineage: Eukaryota; Metazoa; Chordata; Actinopteri; Syngnathiformes; Syngnathidae
Gene: ttll9
Product: tubulin tyrosine ligase-like family, member 9
Exons: 12
Coding region: 977-2278 (433 amino acids)
Biological process (GO): microtubule cytoskeleton organization; protein polyglutamylation
Cellular component (GO): cilium
Molecular function (GO): nucleic acid binding; tubulin-glutamic acid ligase activity; tubulin binding
Source: RefSeq, a predicted model, not a curated record
CUAUGUGCCCUGCGAUUGGCUGGUGGUCAGUUUAGAGCAUAACCCGCCUCUCGCCCGAAGAUAGCUGGGAUAGGCUCCAGCCCGCCCGCGACCUGCGUAAGGAUAAGCGGUUUGGAAAAUGGAUGGAUGGGUGUCUUCAAACUUGUAAGAAGUUAAUCGGCCUAUUUAUAGGGUGCCAAGUAAUCACUGUGCUGUUUGGUGACAUGGUGUGUACCACACUAAACAUGACUCACAGGAAGCAAAGGAGAGAGGUGUCUCAGGAGAUUAGAAAGAAAAUAUACACAAGCACGUUAAAGGCUAUAAGACCAUCUCCAAAGCAGCUUGACUGAAGUUGCAUAAAGGCCGAGAAUCAGAAUCUGCACGGGAUUUGACCUUCCUGGAUGUGGCCGCUGGAGGAAUAUUGGGGACAAAUUGAAGAGACUGACAAUACGAAUGGUAACAAAAGAGCCCAGAACAACAUGAAAGAAAUUAAAAUUGAACUCCAAGGUCAAGAUCGCUCCAACUGUCGUUGUUUGAGCCAAAUGGGACUUUAUGGGAAACCACCAAGGUAACCACUGUUGAAAAUAAAUCAUAAAAAAGUGAGACUGGAAUUUGUAAACUGCAUGUUGACGAGCCGCAAAGCGUCUGGAGGAAUGUCCAAUGGACAGAUGAGACAAAACUGGAACUUUUUGGCAAGGCACAUCAGCUCUGUUCUGUUCACAGACAAUAAAAAUGAAGCAUACGAACAUGGAGGAGGCUCUGUUAGGUUCUGUUCCUGCUUUAUUACAUCUGGCACAGGGUGUCUUGAAUCUGUGCAGGGUACAAUAAAAUCUCAAGACUAUUAAGGUAUUCUAGAGAGAAAUGCGCUGCCUAGUGUCAGAAAGCUAUGCUCUCAGUCACAGGUCACGGAUCUUGCAACAGGAUAAUUACCUGAAACACAGCUAAAAACACCCAACAAUGGCUUGGAGCAAAACUUUGGACUAUUAAGUGGCCUUCUAUGAGUCCUGAUCGAAAUCCUAUUGAACAUCUGUGGAAGGAGCUGAAACAUGCCGUCUGGAGAAAGAACCCUCCAAACCUGAGACAACUGGAGCAGUUUGCUCAUAAAGAGUGGGCCAAAAUACCUGCUGAGAGGUGCAAAAGUCUAAUUGAAAGUGAUGGUGAAUGGGACUUCCACUGGUGUGGUGUUGGCUGGCUCAAGGAGAAUUUGUACAUGGAGGAACAUGUAAGAGUCAACCAUUUUCGCAACCAUUACGAGCUGACGCGCAAAGACUUCAUGCUGAAAAAUCUGAAAAGAUUCAAAAAGAAUCUUGAAAGGGAGGCCAGCUGCACGGAGGGCUCUAAAUGUGAUUUCUUCCCCUGCACUUUUGCUCUACCUAAUGAGUAUCAUCUCUUUGUGGAGGAGUUCAAAAGAAACCCUGGUAGCACCUGGAUCAUGAAGCCGGCAGCAAAAUCUCAAGGGGCAGGCAUCUUCCUUUUUAAAAAACUAAAAGACAUCAUGGAAUGGAGGAAGCAUGAUGGCACCCGCUCCGAGGAGCAGAAAGAUGCAGCUCAAGUGGAAAGCUAUGUGGCGCAGCGCUACAUUGAGAACCCCUACCUACUUGGUGGGAGGAAGUUCGACCUGCGAGUCUAUCUGAUGGUCACAUCAUAUUUUCCCUUGAAGGCAUGGUUAUAUCGAGAGGGUUUUGCUCGCCUCUCAAGCACACGCUUCUCCCUUAGUAGUAUUGAUGAUAAGUAUGUCCAUCUCACUAAUGUGGCUGUUCAAAAAACAGCACCUGACUAUGAUCCUGAAAAAGGAUGUAAAUGGAAGAUACAGAAGCUCCGUAGGUACCUGACUGCAAAGCACGGAAGGCAGGUGGUGGAAAGUCUGUUCAAAGAGAUGGAUAACAUCUUCAUCAGUAGCCUCCAGAGUGUGCAGAAGAUCAUUAUAAAUGACAAGCACUGCUUUGAGCUCUACGGCUAUGACAUUAUGCUAGAUGAGAACCUCAAACCGUGGUUAAUUGAAGUAAAUGCCUCUCCAUCACUUGCACCUAGUAGUCAGGAGGAUUAUGACAUGAAGUACAGCCUGCUGGAAGACACUGUGAAUAUUGUGGAUAUGGAAGGAAGGUUGACUGGAAAGGAGAAGAGAGUGGGCGGUUAUGAUCUCAUCUGGAAUGAUGGGCCUGUCUAUAGCGAGGACGUUGAUCCAGAAAUAUUUGGCUGUUCAUCUUUAAAAGCCAACACAUACUUGGGGUGUGCAAAUGACAGAGAACACCAACUAAAUACACUUGUGAAACUUUUUCCCGGCCAGAAGAGGAUAUGAACUUGUCAGUUUGAUGUUGGACCACUAAAUAACUUUCUUCAUGACCUCACUUGUAACAUCAGUCUCAAGAGUUGGCAUUGACGCUGCUUUUUUUAACUGGACCUCAACUUCAUGAGGUUGAUUCCUUCUUUCUGUCGUCAGCAUUUAUUCGACUAUUUGUCAUGGUUUGUGUUUGUUUCAAGUUUUCCUGUCUCCCAUGUUUUUCAUGUCAUGUAUGCUCAUUUAGUUAUUGUCUCCACCUGUUCUCGUCAACCUACCUUGUCGACCAAUCACUUCCCUCCAGCCACUCAUGUUUUGUCCAGGUGUUCCCCGUUGUCCCGUUAAUUUGUUUGUAUUUAGUUCACUGGUUUCUUUCAGGUCUUGUCAGUUCAUUGUCAUGUCGAAGGUAAUCUUGUCUCACCCCAUGUUUCCAUAUCCUGUCAUGUUGAUUAGCGGUCAGUAUUUUGGUUUCCAUGUUUCUUUGUUACUUUGAUUAUAGAUUUUUGGACUUUGUUAAGUUAGCAUUUAUAGUUUUUCCAUGUACCUUGUUUGCCAUCUUUAUUUUUGGAAUUAAAUCUCGCUUGUGAGACUC